CACAGUUGACGAUAUGCCACGUCUUUGAAAGUGCAGCAUCCAAUCAUCAGAACACACAGGUAGAAAUAACCAGGAUACUGAAGCUUUCAUCAUUAGUACAGCAGAUCCUGUUCCAGACGUUGCAAGAUGGCAGGUCGUCGAUGCAUUUUGGCACUGAAUCUGCUAGCAGUGGCAGUAGUGCUUUUAGCUGCCCACCAGACCAGGGCACAUUCCCAUUCUCAUGGAGAUCAUGGGCAUCACCAUGACCAUGGGCAUGGCCACGGGCACCAUCAUCAUGGGCACGACCACGGGCACGACCAUGAUGCACCGAAGAUGUUUCAUGGAGCCAGCAAGUGGAGUGCUGAGGCCAACCUCCCAACAGGUGAAGAGGAGAUCCCUGAUCACCAUGGGCACGCGCACGACCACCAUGGACACGCGCACGAUCACCAUGGACACGCACAUGAUCACCAUGGACACGCACAUGACCACCAUGGACACGCGCACGAUCACCAUGGACACGCGCAUGACCACCAUGGACACGCACAUGAUCAUGCUUCUGAGCUGAAGCAGGAAGCUGAGCCAGAAAAACGUGACUUGGUGGAGCUAUGGAUGCAGGCGAUAGGUGCCACUCUGCUGAUCAGUGCCGCACCCUUCCUCAUCCUCUUCCUCAUCCCAGUCCAGUCCAACACGGACCAGCACCAGAACCUGCUUAAAGUGCUGCUCAGCUUUGCGUCGGGCGGACUGCUGGGAGACGCCUUCCUCCACCUCAUCCCUCACGCGCUGGAACCUCACUCUCACCAUGGAGACGAGGGACAUGGGCACGCCCAUGCCAGCGAAGAGUCACAUGACCACGGCCACUCUCACGGUGCCAAACACGCUCACAUGAUGUCUGUGGGCUUGUGGGUGCUGGGUGGUCUCAUGGCCUUCCUGAUGGUGGAGAAGUUUGUCCGUCUCCUGAAAGGAGGACAUUCCCAUUCACACGGACACGGACACUCCCAUGGUGCUAAAGCAAAGGACAGCGAUGGAGAGGAAGAAGAGAAGGAAGAGAAGAAGGAAGAAGACAAGGAGGACAAAAAGGCACCCAAGACAGUGGAGGAGAAGGGAACAGAUAUUAAAGUGUCUGGCUACCUGAAUCUCGCCGCUGAUUUUACGCACAAUUUCACGGACGGCCUGGCCAUUGGCGCAUCCUUCCUGGUUGGGCCUACGGUUGGCUUGGUAACCACCAUCACCAUCUUGCUGCACGAGGUGCCUCACGAGAUCGGUGACUUUGCCAUCCUCGUCCAGUCUGGCUGCACUAAGAAGAAGGCUAUGUGUCUCCAGCUCCUGACUGCCGUCGGAGCGCUCGCUGGCACGUCCUGCUCUCUCCUGGCCGAGGGCGUAGGCGCUGCCGCCACGGCGUGGAUCCUCCCCUUCACCGCCGGCGGCUUUGUUUACAUCGCCACGGUGACGGUCCUGCCCGAGCUGCUGGUGGGCCGGUCCAGCCUUGGCCAGUCGCUGCUGGAGAUCCUGGCAAUGCUCCUCGGAGUCGGCAUGAUGGUGCUCAUUGCUGAGUACGAGUGAUCUCGCAAAGUGUGGGACGGAGCGAGGGAUGACUGAACGAGGGAGAAGUUGGACAGAGGGGAGGGGAUGGAGGACAGGAAUGGUGAUUAGGAGAUUGGGAACAAUGGAGAAUCGUCACGCUGAACUGUGUUACUUUUGGAGCUGAGAGAGAAGGCUCUGGAGGAAGGUGGGUGAGAAAAAGGUCAUAUUGUGGCUAGAGCACCAGCAGUGGACUCUGUCAUGCUGUGCAGGUUCAGUCAUCGCUUCAGAGAGGGGUUACACCACAAGAGAGACUUGGCAGGCACUAAAAGGAGUGUAUGAAAUGGGUGUCUAGUCCCUCCAGCACCAUGUAACGUCCAUUUUCAUUCCAGCGGGUCUCAAAAUGGGAUCACACUUCACUCGUUUCAUACCCUACAUUUUACUCCUACACUGCGCAGAAUAAAUUAGGUGUUGAUUCAACAAGGAAUCAGGUGUUGAAUCAACCACAUAACCUAUGUUUGUGCUGUUUUUACUUUAACUGUUUGUUUUUAUUUUGUCAGAUGUGUAAGUUGUGUUGAAAAAUUGUGCUUUUAUAAAAUUUUGUUUUAGAAUUUUUCAAAGGAUAUGCGCUAUCAAUGUGCUUGGUGUCCAUGAGACUCGUUUCCUGCCUGUCUGGUCCUUUUACGGAUUUAGACAAUUUUGCGAAUGUCAGCUGUUUUUCCCUGAAGAGAAUGUUAAUGGUUAAGAGAUCAGAUUUGUGGCUGUUAAGAAUCCUCACCAGAAUCACUGCGUGCAAGUCAUUGGAGAGAAAGGCAGAGCUACUAUUAGGAUUUAGUCAACAUAAGAUGCUUGUUUUGUGGCGUUUGAAUAUGCUAAAACCACUGUCUUUUCCGCUCUAGUGGUUUCCUUUUUGAGCAGAGCUUCUUGUGGAAAUAACUUCGGUAAUGAAUGUAGUCCACCGUCUCGUCAUGAGCAUCUGUACAAACAGCAGCUUAAUUCAACUUAUUGAAUUAGUAUCGUAUAGUAUCGUUAUUGAUAUGGAACUGGAACAGUUGUUCAUGGGUCUUUUCACCUCUUACAGACGUAGAGCCUAUAGUGUUGAGUUUCUCCGAGUGUUUUUUUUUUUCUCUUAUUCAUCUUUUUGUCCCCCCCCGCCCCCCCUCCCACAAGUUUACAUUUGAGUGAAUACAAAUGUCUUGUGUGUCUUCAAGACAAUCAUGACUGACUGUUUUCGGGUCUCCCUCAUCCCACACACCUGUCCUCAAACACUCACACACGCACAUACUCCUACACACACACACACAACUUUUACGUGAUUUCUUUGUGAUGGACCAAACUGAGGAUAGACAGACUGAUGAGAUGAAAUGAAAGUUUCUGUAUGCCUCUUGUUUUCAUUAAAAAUGUACAUUGGUAGACACCAGACCUCUGA
This is a messenger RNA of Sardina pilchardus (European sardine), 2926 nucleotides long. RefSeq names its product solute carrier family 39 member 7 (gene slc39a7). Bases 127 to 1539 code for a protein of 470 amino acids. The transcript has 8 exons. Lineage: Eukaryota; Metazoa; Chordata; Actinopteri; Clupeiformes; Clupeidae. Gene Ontology annotation, cellular component: membrane. Gene Ontology annotation, biological process: zinc ion transmembrane transport; intracellular zinc ion homeostasis. The record is from RefSeq and is a predicted model, not a curated record. Gene Ontology annotation, molecular function: zinc ion transmembrane transporter activity.